This is a messenger RNA of Centruroides sculpturatus (bark scorpion), 337 nucleotides long. Its product is annotated as toxin CngtIII-like. The record is from RefSeq and is a predicted model, not a curated record. Gene Ontology annotation, molecular function: sodium channel inhibitor activity; toxin activity. Bases 13 to 258 code for a protein of 81 amino acids. Gene Ontology annotation, biological process: defense response. The transcript is spliced from 2 exons. NCBI's taxonomy places the organism in Eukaryota, Metazoa, Arthropoda, Arachnida, Scorpiones, Buthidae. Gene Ontology annotation, cellular component: extracellular region.
AUACCAUCGAAGAUGAACUCGUUGUUGAUGAUCACUGCUUGUUUGGUCCUGAUCGGAAUAGUGUGGGCGAAGGACGGUUAUCUCGUGAUCAAGACAACGGGCUGCAAACUCUCAUGCUUGGAAGACAAAAAGUGCGAUCGUGAUUGCAAGAACCAAGGAGGUAGUUACGGCUAUUGCCACGCUUUUGGGUGCUGGUGCGAAGGAUUGUCCGGAAGUACACCGACUUAUCCCAUUCCUGGUAAAACAUGUAAAAAAUAAUGGCAAUGGCUUUUUAUUGUGCACCAACCGAAAUAUUGUAACUCUUGUUAAUUGCAGUUAAAUGAAAUAAAAUGUAAUA